Molecule: messenger RNA, 1833 nt
Organism: Acyrthosiphon pisum (pea aphid)
Lineage: Eukaryota; Metazoa; Arthropoda; Insecta; Hemiptera; Aphididae
Product: glucose dehydrogenase [FAD, quinone]-like
Exons: 6
Coding region: 1-1833 (610 amino acids)
Molecular function (GO): oxidoreductase activity, acting on CH-OH group of donors; flavin adenine dinucleotide binding
Source: RefSeq, a predicted model, not a curated record
AUGGAGGCGGUAUCCGCAUUAAUAGUUUCAAGCUUGGGAAAGAAAAUUAGCGUUCUGUCCAUUUUGUACGCGACCAUUAUUUACUUCCAAGGCGAUGUAACAGACACUGGUCCAGGGAUCAAUGACCAGCCUAUAGACAAGUUACUCAGUAAUUACGAUUUUAUAAUAGUCGGGGGCGGAUCGGCAGGUGCGGUGCUGGCAAAUAGAUUAACUGAAGUCGAAAACUGGAAUGUACUUCUAAUAGAAGCUGGUGGACAUGAAACGGUACUAUCAAACGUGCCUUUGUUGGUUGCCAGCGAGCACCUAUCUGAGAUAAAUUGGAAAUUUAAAACCGAACCUCAGAAUACAGCGUGUUUGGCCAUGAAUAAUAAAAGGUGUAAUUGGCCUCGUGGUAAAGUUCUAGGCGGGUCUAGCGUUUUAAACAAUAUGUUGUAUGCGCGUGGAAACCCAAAUGACUAUGAAAACUGGUUGAAACAAGGUAAUUUAGGUUGGGGGUACAAUGACGUGCUCCACUACUUUAAAAAAUCGGAGGACAACAAAGACUCAUCCUUAGCGCGUACCCAAUACCAUUCGGCUGGUGGCUAUCUAACGGUGUCGGAAGCGCCGUACAAAACUCCAUUAGCUGAAGCGUUCAUCUCGGCUGGACAAGAAAUGGGAUACGGUAUACACGACCUAAAUGGCCAACAUCAAAAUGGUUUUAUGGUACCACAAGGAACCAUCAGAAAUGGUUCAAGGUGCAGUACGGCGAAAGCAUUCUUGAGACCAGCCAGACUGCGAAAAAACUUGCACGUGAUCCUCAACACGACGGUCACACGUAUUAAAAUUGAUCCUAUAACAAACAUAACGUCUGGAGUUGAAAUGGUAAAAAAUAACAUUACGUAUUACGUUAAGGUGCAUAAAGAGGUACUGUUAUCAGCAGGACCUAUUAAUUCUCCACAGCUACUUAUGCUAUCGGGAAUAGGUCCUAAAAAACAUCUUGCAGAAAUGGGUAUACCUAUUAUUUCCGAUUUGAACGUCGGGAAAAAUCUACAAGACCACAUCGGACUUGGUGGUCUGAUGUUUUUGAUUGACAAAGAGGUGUCACUAACGCACAAGAGAAGGGAAAACCUCGAUUUAUUACUCAGCUAUGGGUCGAAGGGUGAAGGGCCACUAACGGUCAUGGGUGGUAUAGAAGGAAUGGCGUUUAUUAAUACAAAAAGCAGCAAUCUAUCAGAAGACAAACCUGACAUCGGAUUGAACAUUAUGUCUGGUUCCUCCGUUUCUGGAAUUGGUGGAAUUAAUACGUGGAAAGCUCACGGACUAAAAGAAAUGUUUUAUCAAUCGAUGUAUAAAUCGAUUCUCGACAAAGACGUUUGGUCUGCUAUACCAAUAUUGAUGAAGCCCAAGAGCCGAGGUGAAAUUCUGUUGCGCAGCACUGACCCGUUCGAAUAUCCUAAGAUCUCACCCAACUACUUGACGGCCAGAGAGGACGUGGACACGCUGGUGAGGGGUAUCAAGUUUGUGUUAGAAAUGGCCCAGACCAAGCCUCUUGUUGAGGUUGGAAGCCAUCUGUAUGACGCACCGUUCCCCAGUUGUCAGACCGUGCCGUGGCACUCGCACGCUUACUGGGAAUGCAUGGUCCGGCACUACACCGUGUCCACAUACCACCCAGUCGGUACAGCUAAGAUGGGUCCCAAGUGGGAUAAGACCGCUGUUGUGGACCCAAUGCUUCAGGUGUACGGCGUCUAUGGACUCCGCGUGGUGGACUCGUCCAUCAUGCCCACGCUGGUCACGGCCAACAGCAACGCGCCGGUGAUCGUAGUCGGAUCAAGGAACCCGGAAAAUAUCAUUUAA